Messenger RNA from Cydia strobilella, 18290 nucleotides. RefSeq names its product bridge-like lipid transfer protein family member 1 (gene tweek). Bases 186 to 18290 code for a protein of 6034 amino acids. The record is from RefSeq and is a predicted model, not a curated record. The transcript is spliced from 82 exons. Gene Ontology annotation, biological process: synaptic vesicle endocytosis. NCBI's taxonomy places the organism in Eukaryota, Metazoa, Arthropoda, Insecta, Lepidoptera, Tortricidae.
GGAACGCUACGUCAGUCAGCUGUCAUAAAGCUGUAGUAUUGAAGGAUGGGUAGAGUGAUUAAUUGAUAAGAAUUAAUAGGAAUUCUAUCAAAAUAAAACCAAAAAAGAGAUGUAUAGUGUUUUGAAAAUACUCGCUAAACACUUUUGUAUAAAAUGUAAAUGAAAUCCGUAGUGUAGUUAUAAAAAUGCUGAACGUGACGGAGGGCUGGCCGGGGCCGCCGGUGGCGCAGCGCUGGAACUCCACGCUGCUGGAGGACGUGAAGAUCGACAGCGACUUCGCGUUGCUGGUGGUAUCGCUCAUGUCGGCCGUGCUGUGGAUCGUGUACAUCACCUACUACAACAGCCGCGUGCUCGGCUACAUCCUCACCCGCCUCAUCAAUAGGUUCUAUUUCCAAGAUGAAAACUUCAAAAUUGGCUCGUUCACUCUCAACGCGCUCUCUGGUAAGAUCAUGUUCCGCGACAUCGUGUACGUGACGUACGACUACACGCUCCGCGUGCAGGACGGCUACCUCAUCUUCCGCUGGUGGCGCAGCUAUGUUCCCAAGGAUGUUAGUGAAGACUUAUCCCACUCGGACACCCGCCUCUCCAUAAUGCUGAACGGGUUCGAGCUGCACGUGUACAACCGCUGCGAGCUGUACAGCGAGCUGGAGAAGACGUUCGGGCUGGAGCCGCUCGUGAAGCUGCAGCAGGACGACGCGGGCCGCGAGCGCGCCAUGAACCACGCCAACGAGAAGCGGAGGCGGGCACAGGACACGGUCCGCUCCGAGGCCGCCAUGGCGAGGACCUGGAGGGACCUCAUCCCCGUCAUUAAAAUAGAUAUCACCACUUCCCGCAUCGUCUUCGGCAACCGUUUAGUCCCCACGACACUCACUAUCAGCGUCGAGGAAUCGCAUCUAGUAUACAGCACCAAACCGCCCGCGUCCAGCCUCGACCAUCUCAUGCACUUCGUGAAGGCGAAGGCGGAGAACUGUAAGGUUAUGUUAGCUCCUAGUCCGAACUACACUGCCAUGGUAGACGAGCCGCCGAGAUAUAUGGGAGAAGGUUUCGUUGUGAUGAGUUCUAAUUAUAUAGAGGUGUAUUUUUAUAUGGACGAGCCGGGUUUGGUACCGGAACAGCCCGUGCUGCUACGGUUAGCUAACGGAGAUGUCGUGGAGUCGGCGCCACCGAUCUGGGGAGUGGACAUUAAAUGUGGGAAAGGAACAGAUUUCAGCUAUGGGCCGUGGGCGGACAGGCAGAGGGAUCACCUGUUCAAAUUUUUCUUUCCACCCAAUUAUAAGAGUUUGGUAGUGACCCCGCAGCCGAAACCGGGAGAUCUAAGGCAGAUGCAGUCCUUCGACAUCAGGCUAUCGACGCUUAACGAGGCCACCAUCGACAUACUGUUCACGAAGAAUAAAGAAACGAACGCCGUACAUAUAAACAUCGGCGCCGGCUCGUACCUGGAGGUGACCCUGCCCUGGAUCGUGCUGCAAGACGGGUACACCACGAAGAUAACCGGCCAGCUGCUGCAUCUAGAGGCCACCACCAGUCUGCAGUACAGAAGUUUGGCGGAAAGCGAAACGCUGGAGUACACGGUCAAGUGCCACUACCCCCUCGUGUGGAACCACCACCAGUGCUGGCAGCUCGGCCUCACAGGCUGCAAGGCCACCGCCCACCUGGUAUACACGCACAUCGACUUCAUCCAGGACCUCAUCAACGACUGGUCCAACAAGUCCCGACCGGACAUACUCAACUUCGUCCCUUACACGUGGAAGAUCUCCCUGCUGCUCAAGGAAUGUGAAGUGGUGACCGUCAGCAAUCAGUACAACUGGAUAGACUGCAGCUCCACGAACCAGGAGAACAACCACGUGGCCUUCUGCGGCGACCUGCUGGACGUGUCGUUCGACCUGCCCUUCGUGGACUUCCUGCCCGACGUCAUCCCGCUGAAGAUCUGGAUCCAGGGCGAGGCCGUCGACAUGAGCCUGUACCUACCCGAGGUCAACACGUCCAGGCCGCUGCUGCUGUCGCUGGACAAGAACAUGAAGCUGGUCCCGUGCCGGCUUAAAGCGUCCAAAUGGAGGAGAAAGUGCGUUAAAUCCCAGGGCUGGGUGGAGUGCUGGUCGGUGCCGAUAGUGGCGCUGAGCGUGCGCUACAACUACCACCCCGUCGCGCCGCUAGGGCCCGAGCCUCAAGCGGACAUCACCACGCCAGAGAAAGAGGAAAUCCUUCUAUCUCCCAUGAGAAUACCUCGCAUGAGGAAGCAGCCGCCCAUGCACUGGACGAUGGACGGCAACGCCUUCGAUCGUACGUCGCUGCCGCCCGACAAGGUCAGCGUGGAGCUCGAGGUGGGGCCCUCCAUCCUGCUCGCCUACGGCACCAUCAUCACCAGCUUCAUGAACUUGCUGGAGAACAUCUUCGGAGAGGACCAGACGUUCACGGACAUGCAGAAGACGCCCAACUUGGAGACGUUUUUCUGGUCCAGCGAGAGCACUCCCAAGCCGGAUCGGAGUAGCAUCAAUCAGCACGGAGACAUAUCCCUCGAUAAUACCAGUGACUCGAGUAAAGAUGCCUUCGACCCGCGGCGAUAUCGACCUUUGGACGUGACCGUGUCGAUAAUAAUCCACGACAUCCAGGCACAUUUAGUAAAGAAUUGCAGCGAAAAUGAACCUCCCUGCCCGGUUAUACUGAUUGAGAGGUUCGGCUUCGAAAUGGACAAAAGCUUCAAGGAGACUAAAAUGCAACUCCUUCUAAGCCCCUCCAUAUUGGUCUCGGCGAAUAACCUAUCGCGAACCAACCCGAAUAAUUCCGGAGCUCUAUAUCAGGGCCAUCUGAUGCUCUCGUCUUUCCAGUUACGGGGGCACGGGUUCUUCAGCGACACCAACCGAUCUGUCGAAGAAGAUACCGUAGAGUAUGCGUGGAUGAUGGAGCUUCAGCUCGGUCAGCUGACCGGUCGCUUGACGCUUCCGCAGCUCUAUCAGAUCGUGUCAUCCCUCGAGACCUUUCUACUCCUCAUCACAGACAGUGAAAAUGAACUAAUUCCGCCUAAUUCAACAAAACAGUGCCACCACGGCAUGAACAGCAACAUUUGUCCGGAGACGGAUGUGGCGCUGAAAUACCGGUGCCCGACCACUAACGAGAUCAAAUACAAGAUGAUCCGAGUCGCGAUAGACUUGAUAGACAUUUACAUCGCGGACACGAACACGACGCUUCAAACCUGGAUUUCUCCAGUAAGACUAAGUUUGUGCAACCUGCACGGCUCCGGGUUCGGGAACGGGCUGACGGGUCUGCUGCCGAACAUAAAGCUGGCUCUGUUCACGCAGACCAACAUGCAGAGCCACUCGCACCACGCCUCCAACGGCAGCAACAGCAGCCAGAACAAACUGCCUGAAAGCGAGAACUGGGUCGGUGUGGGAUCUGUAUCUCUGGGCCCAGUUUUACUCGAAGCGGCUUCAUCGUUACCACAGAGUCCGAGGAAUCUGCACUUAGUGCAGCAGAAAUUCUUGAAGCUCCAUGACGAGAAAACUAAACGGCUGUGGUUCAUGUGGCCAAAUGAAGGCAAGACCGCCCUGUGUGGCUGCAUAGGCGGCUGUGCAUUCUUCGGUUCCAAUAGGAACGGAGCGAACUUCUUGAAGCCGAAUCCUUCCGAUCUCCAGGACGGCAUCAACGUAGCGAUGUUUAAUAUAAUAGAGACGACGCCUGGCGAGUACGGCUACGGACAGAGUUUGCUGCACCCCGGCCAGCUCGUGUUCCACACCCCGCCCUACGACGGCCUCAACGUGUGCCUGCAGCCGUCCAACACCUCGACUCUAAUCCCGUCGCCGCUGCCGCAGAACCUAAACAAAUCCCCACAGAGUACCGAACGCAGAAGUUUAACUCGACGGUUCUCAUACACCAGUAUGGGCAAAGGCAGCAGCAACGUACUGGUUUCGAGCACCAAAAGUGAUGUGCCCUACGCCCGCCUGGUCGACUCCACAGUCCCUCUAGGCAGCUCAAAGAUCGAUAGCGAUUCCAAACUCCACAAGAGCAUACUGAGUGUUCCUCAGUUGGAAAGCAGCGUCUCCGAUUCAAAAUUAGCUCUAAGCUGCACUGUAAAAGACAAUACCAACCUGAAUAAGAAAGUGCCCGCGCAUACGGACGUCGAAUCAUUUGUGGUCCCGAAAGUGCCUUCGCGAAGCGUCGCCGUGUCCGAGUCCCAUUACUCGUUGAACUCGCACCCGGCGCCGCACGAGGAAGCCAUCCCUCUAGAAGUCCAGAGAACCAUGUCGAUUACAAGUGAGAACCACUCGGAAGCCUUCUUCUCCGCGGACGAGGACAUGUUCCCGAGCCGAUCCUCGAGCCUUAAGCAUUCCUUCGGCAGCCGACACAGCAACCCUAAAGACAAAAGCUCAUUUGGGAUCAACGACAUCACGAAUGAGAAGUGGACGAACUCCAUGCCGAGGUCGGAAGCCGUGGACGGUCCGGACACCAUGAGCAACUUGAGCACGGGCGCUCAGCCGGAUUCCGAGAGCGGUUCUGUGUCGUCUACGUCCUUCAUUUCCGCCAUUUCGUCACAGGAAGACAUGACGCUGGUGAAUCUGCACAUGCAAACCAACAAACCUAUCGUGGACUCUCCGCUCCUGAUGGCAAGCUACAUGCAAAACCUUCCACAGUACAAAUGCACCAACUGGGGCACCUGUUCCCUCCCGAGCGGAACCGAUGUCUUCACAUUACCGUUGUUCAAACGGGCGGACGAUGGCUCAUUGAUAUAUGUAGGCCAGAAAUAUUUGCCCAAGUUCGAGCCGUUUGGGAAGAAUCAUAUCAUGAAGCUAGUCUCCAAGAAGGAGGGUCACACGAGCCAAACUCAGCACGGACCCUUUUCAAACUUAACUCCACACUUCAAUAAUCAAAUCAAGGCUCAUCCAUACCCACAUGGUUGGUGGGACUUACAGCAAAACAUGGAUAACCAAGAGAACAAGGAACAGAGUACCUCUUCGACGGCAACCACUACCAGUGACAGCAAAACUGGUCUGUCCGUUAAACUGCGAGGAGAAAUCGACAUCAUGCUCACUCCUCUAGUCCUCGAGAGCACACAGAGAUUCGUGGAGUCCCUCACUCCCGUUCUAGCGAACAUACAUCCCAUAACCGUGAUCAACCAUCUGCGACUGCUCUGUAUCUCAUCGGUGCAGAGCGCAAACAUCUUGAAACAGAAGCAGUACGCUUCCAACUGGCUUCCAUACAUGCAAUCUCGUAACCAGUCUAACAUAGCCAUGGAUAAGGACGACAAAUGUAAAUUAGCUACUAUACCCCGCUCAAAUGUGUACGAAGAGACAAUUUGUGACCAGCUCCAAGCCACAGUCACAGUUCCGAAAGUAAACGUAAUCUUCAUUCAGUCUUCAGUGGUCGAAGACAUGAUAUCGUUCUCGGCGUUAGAUAACAUCCAGGACUUGACGUGCGUGUCUCUCUUCGGCGUGUCCGUAGAGAAUAUCACUGCGAAAUACGUCAGCUCGAAGAAGACGCUAGAAUCUGUGCAGUUAUACUACAGACCGACGCUUCGAGCCCUCGGCAGCAAGAAGUCAUUCGGUAUAAUGAAGGGCCUGGGUGGCAGGGCGCUGAUCGCGCAGGGCAGCGGCAGGAAGAGGGGUCCGGAGAGAGGAGACCCCGUAUACAUUGAGACUUCGCAGCAACAGUGCGAGGACACUACCAUCACGCUCAAUGUUGGCAAAGUGCACGGACAACUGAGACGCAUCCGCAACGACCCAUCACAACUGAAGGACGCCACCAUCACCGGCAUCCCGUGCCAGCACUCCAAGGUCGCCUUCAAGUUCAUCAAGGUGGACCCCGGGGCCAAAGCGUGCGAGGCUACGUGCUGCCAGAACGGCGCAACCGCAACAGACGCGCAGAAGGAAAAUGUCAUCGGCUACAUCAUGUUCGAGUGCGGCCUCGAGGGCAUCACCAUCAAGGUAUCCCAACACGCCCAAACCCACAAACCAGAUGAGAAACUCAAACCCGAGCCAGAGAGUUGCCGGGAAUCCGUCAAGUCCGCAGAGGAACUCAAGCCAGACAAGGAGAGGACUAAAGCUAGGUCGUCCGGCAUCGAGGACCUGUUCAGGAAGCGGGAGUCCAACUCCAAACCCAGCACUCCCAACUUGAGCAGCUCGCAGACCGCGCCCCCGCCGGUCCCAGAACCAUCGACGCCCGCCCCCGCCCCCGCCCCCGCCCCCGGCCCCCCGGAGCCCCCCGCCGACGGCCAGGCGGCGGUGGUGCCGCUCAAGGACAACGGCAACUCCUGCUCCUGCGCCGUCGACCUCAAGCUGGUGUGGUUCAACUUCGCCGCGCCUCCCCGGACACCCAUCACCAAGAAGAUCGACUACACCAGACUGGACUGGAACCUCCUCAGCACGGCGUCGCCGGCCAUCAACGCGUGGAUGAACCCGUGCAACCGGCUCGGCAUCCGCGUGGUGGCGCUGUACCGUGCGCACGCGCGCCGCCUCACCGCCACCGCCGCCAGCCUCAUGGCCGCGGCGCUCGACCUCGCCCCGCACCACUCCCUGCCCAAGAGCCGCUACGGGCGCCACACGCCGAUGGGCAAGCAGCUGCGCGAGGAGCCGUCGCUGCAGCUGUGCUGCGCGCUGCUGCGGUGCGCGCUGCAGGCCGACGCCGCCGCCGUGCAGGCCGACCUCGCCGAGAGACAUCUGCCCACACUUUCUACCUUACGACAGGGCGUGAUAGUCCUCAGCCGUCAGUGGAAGAACAUUCUAUAUACGCCAUUACUACUGGAACACAACUACAAGAGCAAAGUUAUGAAGCCGCUCAACGUGACCUUCGCUCUGCCGGAGCUAAUGGAGGACUCGGUAGAAGGCUGGCAUGAGUACCAGGUGGAUAACGAGGUCCUGGACGAGAACUGUCUGCUGUUGAACCUCGACACCGACAAGAUUGAAGUGCCCGCGCGCGCGGCGGGCGGGCGCGGCAGUCUCGCGUUCCCUUCGCUACCAUUUUCGACGCGCAAGCCAACAUUCCAUGAUGACGCCAUCGCUAAUUACGGCACGCUGAAGGAAGACUUCCCGGCGGUGGGUUCGAAUCCGUCGCUGUACUCGCCGCACGGCUCCGACGACAACCUCAAGAACGACCGCGCCAGGGAGGACCUCUACCAGUGGAUGGCCAAGCAGGAACCCAUCAAAGUUGAAUCCAAGACGAAGAAGCCCAUGAUCCCAGCCUCAAAGAUGAACCCUCGCGCCAUGGCGGCCUCUCUCCCGGCCUGCAGCCUCUACCCCCUCCAGGGCUCGCUGAUGCUGCUGGACGCGCACCUGGUGUUCCAGCCGCUGCUGGGCGCGCUGGGCGUGUGUCCGCAGCAGGUGGCACAAGCCGCUGCUGGGCGCGCUGGGCGUGUGUCCGCAGCAGGUGGCACAAGGUACAUGGCGGCCUCUCUCCCGGCCUGCAGCCUCUACCCCCUCCAGGGCUCGCUGAUGCUGCUGGACGCGCACCUGGUGUUCCAGCCGCUGCUGGGCGCGCUGGGCGUGUGUCCGCAGCAGGUGGCACAAGCCGCUGCUGGGCGCGCUGGGCGUGUGUCCGCAGCAGGUGGCACAAGGUACAUGGCGGCCUCUCUCCCGGCCUGCAGCCUCUACCCCCUCCAGGGCUCGCUGAUGCUGCUGGACGCGCACCUGGUGUUCCAGCCGCUGCUGGGCGCGCUGGGCGUGUGUCCGCAGCAGGUGGCACAAGCCGCUGCUGGGCGCGCUGGGCGUGUGUCCGCAGCAGGUGGCACAAGGUACAUGGCGGCCUCUCUCCCGGCCUGCAGCCUCUACCCCCUCCAGGGCUCGCUGAUGCUGCUGGACGCGCACCUGGUGUUCCAGCCGCUGCUGGGCGCGCUGGGCGUGUGUCCGCAGCAGGGCUCGCUGAUGCUGCUGGACGCGCACCUGGUGUUCCAGCCGCUGCUGGGCGCGCUGGGCGUGUGUCCGCAGCAGGUGGCACAAGCCGCUGCUGGGCGCGCUGGGCGUGUGUCCGCAGCAGGUGGCACAAGGUACAUGGCGGCCUCUCUCCCGGCCUGCAGCCUCUACCCCCUCCAGGGCUCGCUGAUGCUGCUGGACGCGCACCUGGUGUUCCAGCCGCUGCUGGGCGCGCUGGGCGUGUGUCCGCAGCAGGUGGCACAAGGCGAAUCAAAGAACAAGUCCGGCGCAGAAGGCUCGAGUGCCUCCCCGGCGCUGGAGUCCCUCGGCUCCAAGCUGUCGCUGGGCGGCAUCAUCGACGUGUUCCGCAUCGACAUCGUCGUCAGCGAGCUGAAGCCACGCCGGCACCCGCCCAAGGGGAAAGGUCAGCCUUCGCACAUCGACAUCCCGUCUGAAACGCCAGCUUUCCUUUGCGAGAAAGUCUCCAUCGACGUGGACCUGAAGAAGGUCGCCGACAUGGCGGUGGACGACCUCAUACAGCGUCAGAACGUGCUCUAUAUAUCGAGGGGACAACUCAAGAAACAUAUCAGCACUAUGCUCAACUUCAACAUCAGCGUUCGAUUUAUAUCACAGCAGGUGAACAUGCCGCUGCUCCGCCUGCUGCACCAGAUCAGCAACAUGUACCAGAACGUGAAGGACACGCAGACCGAGCUGCGCACGCAGACCAAGAUCUCGCACCGGCAGAGCAAGCACGCCGCCGACUCUGACACGUCAGUUUCAGACUUCCGCGAGAACCUCGUGAGCGUGUCGUCCCUGGACAAGGAGAGCCAGUACGCCGCGCUCGACCCCGCGUGGGCGCCGCGCCCCCCCGACCCCCACCCCCACCCCGCCGACCCCGCCCCCGCCCUCGCCCGGCACAAGCUGGCGGGAGGGAAGUCUAGACCGCAGAGCUUCGCGCAGAAGCUGAGAUCCACGGGGAAGAGCGUUAAGGGGAAAUUGGGCUACAGCUCGCUGAACGAGGGCGCGCACACGCCGCACGCCGCGCGCGAGCCGGACGUGGAGGUGCGGCCGCGGCGUCCGCCCCCACCCCUCCCCCCCCUGCCCGCGCUGCCGCCCCUCCCCUCCCUUCCGCCCCUCCCGCCGCUACCCGACGACGGCUCGCUGGCGCCGCGCUGCUGGCGCACCGUGUACUCGCUGCUCAGUCUGUACGCGGACAUGCCGGACGCGCACACCAUUACACACAGGUUUUCUGUGACUACGGAGCUGCCGGAACAGUACCGAACGAGCCGUCCCGCUCGCCCCGGUUCCCGCGAACAGAACACCAGCAACUCGUCCUCCAGCGGGGCGGGGAUGGGCAUCGUCGUCAUGGGAGUUGCUAGGAUCCAUCGAACCCGACUCCUGGCCUCCCUGUCCGGCUUGAAGCUGGAAGCGGAGAUCACGUCCCUGCACGCCUCGCUGCAGGCGUCCCGCUCACGCCAGUGGUCGCUCACGGGCGUGGUGGGCCGCAGCAUGAUCGUGCUGCUGGAGGGCGGGGCUCCCAACCACCAGACGGUGGUGCGAGUGUCGGUGGGCAAGUCGCAGGCGCUGUACUCUUGGGAGGCGGGUGGGAGGGGCGGUGGGGCGGGGGCGGGGGCGGCCGCGCUGGCCACGGUGGGCGGCGUGCGCGUCGACCUGCCGCAGCACCCCGUGGCGCUGCACGGCGUCAUGACGCGCUCCAGCCGACAGCUGUCCUCCACUUUACAGGAGCUGGGCGUGACGCGCACGGCGUCGCGCAUGUCGCGCGGCGCGGAGGAGGAGGAGGGGGCGGGGACGCGCAGCCCGGGCCCCCAGCCCGCCGCCGCGCCGCGUCCCCGCCCCGCGCCGCUGCUGCCCGCGCCGCAAGUGCAGUUCAAAGUCGGCCUGCAGAGUUUGAGCAUCACGGCGGCUCUGUUGCCGUCGCUCCAGGCCCAGUACAAAAUGGAGCACGUCCAAAGUUCGGGCGUAUCCGGAAGAAAGGCACAUUUUACAGUGAACUUACCGCAACACUCGCUCAGCUUCGUCACUAAAUUACAGGUAUCGGAGGCGAACAUCCCGUCGUCAGCCAUCGUGGCGCUCCCCGCCGCUCAUGUGGCCGCCCGCGUUCUAGAAGAUGCUCCCAAUGGACAGGAGGCGCCCUUGGCCCCGGACGCCCCGGACGGCCCGGACGCCCCGGACGCCCCGGGCGUGGUGCUGCGCGCCGGCCGCUACCUGUACGCCACGGCCGACAUCGGCCUCUUCGAGCACACGCUGUCCACCGACCUGCUCAACCACCUGGUGUUCGUGCAGAAGGUGUUCAUGAAGGAAGUAAACGAAGUGGUUCAGAAAGUGUACGGCGGUGAAAAGCCAGUACCGCUCUGGAAUGAGGAGGAAGCUUCCACUUCAGCUCUUAACAGGAUACUCUUCUCCUUGCUUAUUAGAAUCAAGCGUAUCCAGCUGACAGCGACGACCCCGAGCAACUCGGCGGUGCGACUCGAGACGGGGGCGGUGGAGUUCGAGCUGUCCAACCGCGUCCAGAACGUGCAGCCGGCCGAACCGCACUCGCUGAGGCUGUUCGCCCGCGCUCAGGUGGAUCUGAACUUGAGUUUAGGGCAGCUGAUCCGCAACGCCAUGUUCGAGGAGGCCGAGCCGGAGUUCCAGCAAUACGCCUUCUUCAACACCAGAAUAGCCAUGCGCAACGCAUUUCAAGAGGAGAUGGUGAGCGGCGUGGACAAGGAGGUGGUGUUGAUCACGCUGAAGCGACCGCUCAUAUACAUACAGCCCGUGGCCGUGGACCGAGCCAUCCUCGUGUGGCUCAACUACAAGAAUGCUUACGAGUACUGGAACGAGAAACGACUCAACCUCAACAAGGAGGUGCUUACUGCGACUCAACAGGUGUUCGAGAAGCCCGUGGCCGUGGACCGAGCCAUCCUCGUGUGGCUCAACUACAAGAAUGCUUACGAGUACUGGAACGAGAAACGACUCAACCUCAACAAGGAGGUGCUUACUGCGACUCAACAGGUGUUCGAGAAGCCCGUGGCCGUGGACCGAGCCAUCCUCGUGUGGCUCAACUACAAGAAUGCUUACGAGUACUGGAACGAGAAACGACUCAACCUCAACAAGGAGGUGCUGACUGCAACUCAACAGGUGUUCGAGAAGCCCGUGGCCGUGGACCGAGCCAUCCUCGUGUGGCUCAACUACAAGAAUGCUUACGAGUACUGGAACGAGAAACGACUCAACCUCAACAAGGAGGUGCUGACUGCAACUCAACAGGUGUUCGAGAAGCCCGUGGCCGUGGACCGAGCCAUCCUCGUGUGGCUCAACUACAAGAAUGCUUACGAGUACUGGAACGAGAAACGACUCAACCUCAACAAGGAGGUGCUGACUGCAACUCAACAGGUGUUCGAGAAGUGUUACAUACAGCCCGUGGCCGUGGACCGAGCCAUCCUCGUGUGGCUCAACUACAAGAAUGCUUACGAGUACUGGAACGAGAAACGACUCAACCUCAACAAGGAGGUGCUUACUGCGACUCAACAGGUGUUCGAGAAGGUCCAACUGACAUCCCAAAUAACGGCGCCGCACGUCAGCACCCUGUUCCUGCAGCUCAACGUCGACGACAUCGGGAUAUGCAUACCGCUCAACCAACCACCUGUGGCAACGUGGGGCCGCGGCGUGUACGAGAGCGAGUCCCGCGGCGCGGUGGUGGUCACGCUCGAGAGCACAAGCAUCUCUGCGUGCUCCUCGGGCUCGCUCGUCAGCAAGGGCCGCUUUGUAGGGCUUUGCCUGCGUUUCGCGGACGACUUCGAGACGUCCCUCGACGACUGGAAGCCGGACCCCGACCAGAGCGCCAUCAACGUGUGCUGCGUGUCCGAGGGCACGUACGAGGUGUGCAGCCGCACCACCGCCUCCAAACACAAUGAGAACGCGAAGUGGUUCCUGAACGUGUCCUGGCAGAUGGAGGGCGUGGACAUCCACCUCGACGUGAACGUGGGCAAACAGCUCUCCGCGCUCGGUCACACGCUCACGAUGCUUACAGGUUUUGAAGAAGAAGAUCCUCUGAAAAUGGACUAUGAGAGCGAUUUGGAUGACGAGGCCGAUAAUAGUAAAGAUUCACAGGAGAGCAUAAUCCUCCGGCGUAAGUACACGGACCACCUGCCGGCCUUCGUGUUCGACCACACCAUCGACGCCAAGAAGCGCUCCAAGCUCAUCGAGAAGGAGAUGAACGAGCAGGCCAAGAUCAUCAACGAUCUGAGGACGCUGGGCGCCAGCCACUCCACCAUCGAGUACGAGAUGAAGAGGCUGCACGACCUCGAGGCGCUGCUCUUCAAGGACUUCAGACGAGACAUGAUCCAGAAGCUGCGCCGGCAGAGCGUGCGCGCGAGCAGCAUCACCAAGGGCAAGCUCGGGCUCGGCUCCAACCGCUCGCGCUCCUUCGUGGCCUCGGAGCCGCCCAUUGACUUCCUGGAGAUGGAUGAACCGAAUCUGAUGACGGGAAACGUCGGUGACUCCGGGGAGACUCUCCUGCUGGGCGACGAAGACAACCGGCUGGCUGACAUCAUAGAGGGGGGCUCCUGGAGCUCCAUGGAGAGCGAACCUCUCACGGGCCCAUCGCGCUCAGCGUCGCUCCGAGGUCACACGAGCGGUGGGGCGCGCUCCGUGUCGUUCCAGCCUCCCCCGGUGCAGCGCCAGAGCUCGCUGCCCGCACAGCCCGACCACUGGCCAGACAGCCAGCAAACAGACCCUGUACAGCUGAGACGGCGAGAGGGAGCGCCGAUGUCAGACGCCGCGGGUGCGGAAGGGAAAAGCAGCAAGGCGAAGACGGCGGAGCCCAACAUCGACUUCGAGCUGGACGUGAAGGUGCACAUCAACAGCGGGAAGUGCGUGCUGCACACCAAGGAGCCCUCUAAGGAUGACGAUCUUAAGAUCAGCGGGUCCCGCAUGCGCGUGGGGCGCUCGGCGUCGGGCGGGCUCGGCGAGGCCCCGGGCUCGCCGGGGGCGGGCCGCCGGGGCAAGCCGCCCCCGCCCCGCCACCCGCCCGCCCCCGACCUCACCGUGUUCCGCGUGCCCGGCCUCGACCUCAAGGUCCACUACGAGUCCAAGACCAUCCCCGAGGACUCGGCGUCCCCCCUGUCCCCUCCCGCGCCGCCCCCCGCCCCGCCCCCCGCGGGCCCCUCCGCCCCGCCCGCCCCGCCCGCGCUGCGCAAGGGCACCAAGAAGGCGGCGCUGUUCGCCUGGAUCACGGUGCAGAGCAUCCCGGAAGAAACCGUCAUCAGCCCGCACAUCCUGGAGUUCCUGGAGCAGACACUGGAGCCGAUACCGACGAAGGCGUCCUUCACUGCGCCGACUCCAGAAACGGAGACGGGCGACCGCUCUCAGUCAGCAGAGGGUGCAUCAUACGGCCAAUAUGUCUACGCGUCCUUCCCCGUCGACGUGAUCGUGCAGUUCCACAUGCAGCCCUCCACCUUCCGCUUCUCCUGUCUCCCGGCCUCCAGGGUCGAGUGCCUGCUGCAGCUGCCCUCGCUGAGGAUCGUGUUCAGCUCCAAGCGGGCCGUGGAUGAGGCCGGUCUACCAGCAGUAGCGAUGGGAGGCCUUAGCGUAACAGGCUGUUUGGCUGACUUCUCCGUUUACAUCUUCCACCCCUACGGUGGCAAAAAACCUAGUUUGAAGGAACCCCAGUGGUCGCCGUUAUCAGACACUGAGCGGAAAGACUCGCUGAGCAUUAACGUGGAGUUUGUCAAGUUCCAUUUGUCGCGGUCGAGGAAACUGGACUUCCAAACGGAGCAGGAUCAGUCCAAGGCUACUGUGAGGUUUUCAACUAUCGUGGACGUAGGCUCCGCGUGGUUCAAGUACGACAUGCGCCGGCUCGGGGAGAUCCUCGCCUUCCCCAAGGCGUGGUACAGGCGGACCAUAGUGCGCAGGAUGUUCCUGGGGGACCUCAACGUGGAGGCCAGGCCGGCAAGCAACAACGUUCCGAUAUCCCCUGUUCUACCACAAAGAGAGAAGAAGACUUUAGACAUACAGAAACCCAAAGACACCGGCGCGACGACGGCGGGCAACGCCGCGUGGGAGACGCUAGUGCUGUUCGCGGUCAACUUUAAUAAGCUCAACGUGCACAUGAAUAUGGGCAAUGUCAUGGGGAAUGUCAGCUGGCAGAGCCGCGACUUCAACUGCACGGGGCGGCUCAGCAUCGGCAGCACCGGCCACCGCAACAUGCUGGUGGGCGUGGCUCUAGCUGGCUCCUCGCUGGACGCACGCGGCGGCAUCGUGGGCGGCGCCAUCUCGCUGGCCGACAUACACACAUACGUGCACAUAGAAGAGGAGCCCGGUUGCAGCCCCGGGCACACGUGCGGGGUCCGCCUGGCCGCUUUAGAACUGCGGCUCGAAUACAUGGGCACGUCCGUGCUGCUGGCCCGGGUGUCCGCGCUGCAGUGCCAGCUGCGCGACGAGUGGCUGUGGCGCAGCAAGCAGCCGCCGCGGCACGCGCCGCACACGCACAGGUACCUUACAGCAGCACAUGCUGCCGCAUUGCUGCUGGCCCGAGUGUCCGCGCUGCAGUGCCAGCUGCGCGACGAGUGGCUGUGGCGCAGCAAGCAGCCGCCGCGGCACGCGCCGCACACGCACAGGUACCUUACAGCAGCACAUGCUGCCGCAUUGCUGCUGGCCCGAGUGUCCGCGCUGCAGUGCCAGCUGCGCGACGAGUGGCUGUGGCGCAGCAAGCAGCCGCCGCGGCACGCGCCGCACACGCACAGGUACCUUACAGCAGCACAUGCUGCCGCAUUGCUGCUGGCCCGAGUGUCCGCGCUGCAGUGCCAGCUGCGCGACGAGUGGCUGUGGCGCAGCAAGCAGCCGCCGCGGCACGCGCCGCACACGCACAGGUACCUUACAGCAGCACAUGCUGCCGCAUUGCUGCUGGCCCGAGUGUCCGCGCUGCAGUGCCAGCUGCGCGACGAGUGGCUGUGGCGCAGCAAGCAGCCGCCGCGGCACGCGCCGCACACGCACAGGCCGGCGAUCAUCCUGACGCACGGCACGCUCUCGUGGCAGCAGCUGCAGCUCCUCAUGAGCCGCAGCACCACCCCCGACUUGCUGAAGAUGCAGUACAAGCUGGAGGAGUUCUUCACGCAACAGUUCAACUCCUCGCGCCGCGUGCUGUCGGCGUUGCAUCCGUACCCGGCUAGGAGGCAGCAGUCCACGGCACCCGGCGCGACGCCCGGGGCUCCGGCGGCGGACAAGCCGGCGGACGGGCAGGCGCCCCCGGAGCUGCGCCACCACCGACACUGGCAGGAGGUGCUGCGUGCCGCCGCCGGCAUGCGGCCACAGCUGCCUACCGACGGCACGGUCCUUGGCGGCACGAUGGAACUGCACGGCGCCAACAUCUCGCUGGCGUGCUUUCACGGGAACAGCUUCAAGGCCAAGUCCUGGGCGCUCUUCAGCCUCAAGGACCCCUGCAUCAGCUUCGCUACGGAAGCCCAGCAGCUUCCCAAUGAUGACGGUGAACUGGAAGUGAACGUAACGCAGUCCCUGACGGCGUCGCUCGGCGGCAGCAACGGCGCCGCCAACGGCCACCAAUCUGUGGGCACCGUCUGCCGCAUGACACGCGCCUUGCUCUUCCCACCGCAGUUCAAGACUCUGCGCGAGUGGUUCACCUACGCCUUCGCCAGCAGCGAGAUAGACGCCAUCGAGUUAUUCCCGUCGCUGGAGCUCGCUCGGGAGCGGGAGUUGGGCGCGGGCAACACCAACAGCGCGGAGCGGGAGCGAGAGCGCAAGUCCGCCGCGCCUGCGCAGCACCAGCGGGAGGUCAUCUUCGCGCUGCCCGCGCUGCAGCUGCACCUCCGGACCAAGCACCGGCAGAGCCCCGCGCCGCCCACCGAGCAGGGUCGCGCGGAGCGGGAGCGGGAGCGCAAGUCCGCCGCGCCUGCGCAGCACCAGCGGGAGGUCAUCUUCGCGCUGCCCGCGCUGCAGCUGCACCUCCGGACCAAGCACCGGCAGAGCCCCGCGCCGCCCACCGAGCAGGGUCGCGCGGAGCGGGAGCGGGAGCGCAAGUCCGCCGCGCCUGCGCAGCACCAGCGGGAGGUCAUCUUCGCGCUGCCCGCGCUGCAGCUGCACCUCCGGACCAAGCACCGGCAGAGCCCCGCGCCGCCCACCGAGCAGGGUCGCGCGGAGCGGGAGCGGGAGCGCAAGUCCGCCGCGCCUGCGCAGCACCAGCGGGAGGUCAUCUUCGCGCUGCCCGCGCUGCAGCUGCACCUCCGGACCAAGCACCGGCAGAGCCCCGCGCCGCCCACCGAGCAGGGUCGCGCGGAGCGGGAGCGGGAGCGCAAGUCCGCCGCGCCUGCGCAGCACCAGCGGGAGGUCAUCUUCGCGCUGCCCGCGCUGCAGCUGCACCUCCGGACCAAGCACCGGCAGAGCCCCGCGCCGCCCACCGAGCAGGGUCGCGCGGAGCGGGAGCGGGAGCGCAAGUCCGCCGCGCCUGCGCAGCACCAGCGGGAGGUCAUCUUCGCGCUGCCCGCGCUGCAGCUGCACCUCCGGACCAAGCACCGGCAGAGCCCCGCGCCGCCCACCGAGCAGGGUCGCGCGGAGCGGGAGCGGGAGCGCAAGUCCGCCGCGCCUGCGCAGCACCAGCGGGAGGUCAUCUUCGCGCUGCCCGCGCUGCAGCUGCACCUCCGGACCAAGCACCGGCAGAGCCCCGCGCCGCCCACCGAGCAGGGUCGCGCGGAGCGGGAGCGGGAGCGCAAGUCCGCCGCGCCUGCGCAGCACCAGCGGGAGGUCAUCUUCGCGCUGCCCGCGCUGCAGCUGCACCUCCGGACCAAGCACCGGCAGAGCCCCGCGCCGCCCACCGAGCAGGGUCGCGCGGAGCGGGAGCGGGAGCGCAAGUCCGCCGCGCCUGCGCAGCACCAGCGGGAGGUCAUCUUCGCGCUGCCCGCGCUGCAGCUGCACCUCCGGACCAAGCACCGGCAGAGCCCCGCGCCGCCCACCGAGCAGGGUCGCGCGGAGCGGGAGCGGGAGCGCAAGUCCGCCGCGCCUGCGCAGCACCAGCGGGAGGUCAUCUUCGCGCUGCCCGCGCUGCAGCUGCACCUCCGGACCAAGCACCGGCAGAGCCCCGCGCCGCCCACCGAGCAGGGUCGCGCGGAGCGGGAGCGGGAGCGCAAGUCCGCCGCGCCUGCGCAGCACCAGCGGGAGGUCAUCUUCGCGCUGCCCGCGCUGCAGCUGCACCUCCGGACCAAGCACCGGCAGAGCCCCGCGCCGCCCACCGAGCAGGGUCGCGCGGAGCGGGAGCGGGAGCGCAAGUCCGCCGCGCCUGCGCAGCACCAGCGGGAGGUCAUCUUCGCGCUGCCCGCGCUGCAGCUGCACCUCCGGACCAAGCACCGGCAGAGCCCCGCGCCGCCCACCGAGCAGGGUCGCGCGGAGCGGGAGCGGGAGCGCAAGUCCGCCGCGCCUGCGCAGCACCAGCGGGAGGUCAUCUUCGCGCUGCCCGCGCUGCAGCUGCACCUCCGGACCAAGCACCGGCAGAGCCCCGCGCCGCCCACCGAGCAGGCGGGAGCGAGAGCGCAAGUCCGCCGCGCCUGCGCAGCACCAGCGGGAGGUCAUCUUCGCGCUGCCCGCGCUGCAGCUGCACCUCCGGACCAAGCACCGGCAGAGCCCCGCGCCGCCCACCGAGCAGGGUCGGUAUACUGUCCCUCUCUAGCGACACCAACAGCGCGGAGCGGGAGCGGGAGCGCAAGUCCGCCGCGCCUGCGCAGCACCAGCGGGAGGUCAUCUUCGCGCUGCCCGCGCUGCAGCUGCACCUCCGGACCAAGCACCGGCAGAGCCCCGCGCCGCCCACCGAGCAGGGUCGGUAUACUGUCCCUCUCUAGCGACACCAACAGCGCGGAGCGGGAGCGGGAGCGCAAGUCCGCCGCGCCUGCGCAGCACCAGCGGGAGGUCAUCUUCGCGCUGCCCGCGCUGCAGCUGCACCUCCGGACCAAGCACCGGCAGAGCCCCGCGCCGCCCACCGAGCAGGAUGAGAAGCCCGUAGUGGAGUGUAGCUUCAUCACGGAGUUCGAGGAUCACAUCUUCGUGUCGGUGGAUGCUGAGGCGUUCCUGUUCCUGCACGAUCUCAUAUCUUCUUACAUCAAGGAGAAGGACCGCGUCACGCCGGGCACGGGCACGCGCGCGGCGUGGGGGGGGGAGCUGCCCGCGGGCCCGCGCGCGCCCGCGCAGGACUACCGCGACUACCACUGCCUCACCUGGCACCUCGAGCCCACCGUGCGAUUGUUGUCUUGGGGCGGCAAGUCCAUCGAGCCGUACGGCGUGGACUACAUCCUGCAGAAGCUCGGGUUCUCUCACGCGCGCACCACCAUCCCCAAGUGGCUGCAGCGCGGCGCGCUCGACCCGCUCGACAAGCUGCUCGCGUUAGCGCUGCUGCGGCUCGUGGCGCUGCUGCCGCACAAGCCACAUGCAGUAAAAACAGGACAAGUGCGAGUCUGA